Molecule: messenger RNA, 453 nt
Organism: Paecilomyces variotii
Lineage: Eukaryota; Fungi; Ascomycota; Eurotiomycetes; Eurotiales; Thermoascaceae
Product: mitotic-spindle organizing protein associated with a ring of gamma-tubulin 1
Exons: 3
Coding region: 100-330 (76 amino acids)
Biological process (GO): gamma-tubulin complex localization; mitotic spindle assembly; microtubule nucleation by interphase microtubule organizing center
Cellular component (GO): gamma-tubulin ring complex; spindle; centrosome
Source: RefSeq, a predicted model, not a curated record
CAGGAACUAAUAAUCUAGUCUACCGCGACUUCGCGCGUCAAUCACCUUUUAACGAGUCUCCCCGCAAGACUAUGUUCCUGCGCAUCCUCAGCGAAUAAAAUGCCUUCCCAACAAGAUGACAAGCGGCAGGCUGCGAGAGAAGUCAUUGAUAUCUUACACGAAAUCUCCACGUUGCUGAAUACACAUCUCGAUCGAACCGAGCUUUCUCUUUGUGUGUCGCUAAUCGAGAAUGGCGUCAAUCCAGAUGCGCUUGCGGCGGUCAUCCAAGACUUGAGAAAAGCAGCCCCCGCAUCCGCAGCAAGACGAGGUCUACCUGGCAGAGCGGACUGAGGAUGGUGAUUUUGGGGAGAAUAUGGACUUUGGACGGUUGGGUUUUAUGACGCUACGAACACUAUUUAUUUCCAAUGAGAGAUACCCAUUUCAGUCUUCUUGUAAGGCCCAGAAUCCGUAUGG